Molecule: messenger RNA, 1299 nt
Organism: Pleurotus ostreatus (oyster mushroom)
Lineage: Eukaryota; Fungi; Basidiomycota; Agaricomycetes; Agaricales; Pleurotaceae
Exons: 2
Coding region: 1-1299 (432 amino acids)
Molecular function (GO): protein binding
Source: RefSeq, a predicted model, not a curated record
AUGGCCCAAGGGAAAGAGCAAAAACUCCCCAUCGAGUUGAUCCACCAUAUCAUCUCGCUGGUGGAUGGUCGUUCCAACCUCGCUGCGUGUUCUAGGCUUGUAUGUCGCGAUUGGAGCGAGGUCUGCCGACCUUACAUCUUCGAUAACUAUACCAUUUUCUUAAAAGGCGACAACAUUGUUUCCCGCCUGUUAUUUCUCCACUUCACGACUCCCCACCUCAGCGAAUACAUCGCUCACGUCGACCUCGCGUGGAACACAAGUGCUGGUUUCCUCCCAGACUGGAUCCCCAAGUGCUUUAGGCGGUUCAAGAAUUUACGUUCGUUAUACCUUGACGAGGGCAUCACGAGCUUGUCAUCAAUUCCACUGCCACUGGCCUUGGGUAUCACAUCGCUGCUAUCUGCUCCUCGCAUCAAGGAGCUAUCCAUUUUAGAAUGGGCCAUUGCGGAGGAUUCGUCUGAACUUGUCGCUAUGUUAGCCUCGUGUUGCAAGACUUUAGAACGUUUGAUGCUCCAAGGUACUUAUGUCUGCGACACCCCGACCAAUUCAGUCGGCUCUGCGUUAAUAACUGCGCCACCAUCAAUUGUAUUCAUGGAAGCCCUACGCAGCCUAGAGUUAUUCCAGACAUGUCAUCCGACGCUGGAUACUUGUCUUCGUUGCCCUAAACUCGAAUCCCUGGAGAUCCGAACACCUACAGUUAUAUGGCAGCUGCCCACAUGGGUUCCAGAUGGGUUGCAGGAACUCUCGAUUUACUCAACAGCUCGUCGAUUUGUCCCGAAUCUUGGCAAAAUCAUCCAUCCUGCGCUGCUUGCGAUCCGGGUUUCCGGAUACUAUCCAUACCCCAUGUUUACCUCUUGGAUCCAGGAAUGCAUCAAUCUCCUCCCAUUCCCAGAUCGCCUGCGCCGCUUUAAAAUACACAUCGGCCAACUUGGUAUAUGGUCGGAGGUGCCUUACCCCCAACUCUCGGACUAUGGAGUAUUGUUACGCAUCCUCCAGCAGCUCCUUGCGCAUGGUUCACUGGAGCGCAUUGACUUGAAGAUUGUGAUCACUAUGGAGGCACAUACUCGCCCUGCCUGGGAGGCGGGCGAUCAGGCGAGAGAGGCAAGCAAGCUUCUGGUGGGGCUUGCUCCGCUCUUGGAGGCGAAAGUGUUGCACGCAGUGUUUAUCUUCCAGCGAUGGCGCAACAUGGAUCUCGAAGUACUCUGGUCUUGGUCUGAGCCUUACUUUAAAGCGCCAAGGAAGUGCGUCGUAACUGAUUCAAUUCAACAGGGACUCAAACACCCCUCGUCUGCCAAUGACUGA